AUGACGAUCGCAAUCUCGAUGGACGCCAUUGAAGCGCACGCGCGCGACCUUGGGGUCAACCUCUCCGCCGUCGAUCUCGACUCGAUCGCCCUCCCCGCCGGCGAAGACUUCGGUAUCCUCAGCGAUGACGAGGAGAUAUGUCAGAAGGAAGACCUUCCAGAGCCUGAGGGGGGACUUUCUAAUAUUGUUGUUGUGGACAAUCUGCCGGUUGUUGCUCCAGAUAAGUAUGAGAAGCUAGAGAGUGUUGUACGCAAGCUCUUUAAUCCAUGUGGUGCGAUAGUUGUGUUUUGGAUGCCUACAGAUCCAGAGACGCAGAACACCUAUGGUUACUGCUUCAUUGAGUAUAACACUUCGCAGGAAGCUGAACUUGCAAGGGAAAAAAGAAACGGUCAUAAACUUGACAGGUUGCACAUACUUGCUGUAAAUGUAUUCCAUGACUUUGACAAGUACAUGAAAGUCCCUGAUGAAUGGACGGCUGCCGAACUCACUCCAUAUGCUCCUGGAGAGAAUCUGCUGAAGUGGCUUACUGAUGAGAAAGCCAGAGAUCAGUUUGUGAUCUGGGCUGGUAUGUCAACGGAAAUUUACUGGAAUGAUGCCAAGCGGGCAAUGCCUCAGCUUGUGUACCAAAAGCAGUACUGGACGGACAGUUAUGUUCAGUGGUCCCCUCUUGGAACACACUUGGCAACAGUACAUAACCAGGGAGCACAGGUGUGGGGCGGCGAUGAUAAGUUUCUGCGUCUAAUGAAAUUUCCUCAUCCAAAGCUGAAACUGAUCGACUUCUCUCCCGGUGAGAGGUAUUUGGUCACAUAUAGCAGCGAGGAACCCAGCAAGCCCAGAGGCACACAUACGGUUGUCCUAAAUAUCUUUGACGUACGGAGUGGCAAAGUGAUGCGAGAGUUCAAGGGAAGCGCUGAUGAUCUCAGUACUGGCGGAAGUAUUGCUGUUUCUGGUGUACCAUGGCCUAUCUUCAGGUGGGGUGGUGGAAGAGAUGAUAAAUAUUUUGCCAGGCUUGGCAAGAAUGUUAUAUCUGUCUAUGAAACUGAGACGUUCACUCUUCUUGAUAAGAAGUCCUUGAAGGUAGAAAAUGUGGCAGACUUCAACUGGUCGCCCACUGACCCUAUCAUAUCCAUGUUUGUGCCUGAAAUGGGUGGUGGAAAUCAACCUGCCAAGGUGAGCCUUGUACAAAUUCCUAGCAGACAGGAGCUGCGGCAGAAAAACCUUUUCAGUGUGAGUGAUUGUAAGAUGUACUGGCAAAACAAUGGAGAAUAUCUCGCUGUCCAGGUAGAUAGGUACACAAAAACAAAGAAGAGCAUUUACACUGGAUUCGAGCUGUAUAGAAUCAAGGAAAAAGACAUUCCAGUUGAGGUGUUUGAAUUGGAUAACAAGAACCACAAGGUAGUUGCCUUUGCUUGGGAGCCCAGAGGUCACCGCUUUGCUAUCAUUCACGGUGAUGGACCUAAGCAUGAUAUAAGUUUCUAUUCCGUGCGCACAUCUGACAAGGCUAGCCGUGUGUCCAAGCUCACGACAAUCAAGGGCAGGCAGGCUAAUGCAUUGUUCUGGUCUCCUGCUGGGCGUUUCAUUGUUCUUGCUGGGCUGAAGGGUUUGAAUGGUCAGUUGGAGUUCUACAAUGUUGAUGACCUCGAGACAAUGGCGACAGGAGAGCAUUUUAUGGCGACUGACGUCAUGUGGGAUCCUACCGGAAGAUUUCUCGCGACUGCAGUUACCUCGGUUCAUGAGAUGGAAAAUGGUUUCCAGAUUUGGUCCUUCAGUGGCAAGCAUAUAUACAAGGUGUCAAAGGACCACUUCUAUCAGUUCCAGUGGCGCCCAAGGCCACCGUCGCUACUUACUCCCGAGAAGGAGAAAGAGAUUUCGGAAAACCUCGAGAUGUACAGCAAGAAGUACAAACAGGAGGACCGAGACAUGUUGGACGAGAAGUUCGAGCAUGAAAGCUAUAGGCGGAAGCAGCUUCGGGAGGAGUGGACACGCUGGGUAGCUAAGUGGAAGGAGCAGCACGAUGAGGAACGGCAGUGCAGGAUGGCACUGAGGGGUGGGGAGGACAGCGACAAGGAAGAAGAGUAUCAAGGCAAGGAGGUUGAGGUGGACGAGGUUGUGAGCGUGAUAGAAGAAACUCUCGCCUUCGACCUGGACCAGGACUGA
Lolium rigidum is the source of this 2157-nucleotide messenger RNA. RefSeq names its product eukaryotic translation initiation factor 3 subunit B-like. The transcript is spliced from 11 exons. Gene Ontology annotation, biological process: translational initiation. NCBI's taxonomy places the organism in Eukaryota, Viridiplantae, Streptophyta, Magnoliopsida, Poales, Poaceae. The coding region runs from base 1 to 2157 and encodes 718 amino acids. Gene Ontology annotation, cellular component: eukaryotic translation initiation factor 3 complex. Gene Ontology annotation, molecular function: translation initiation factor binding; RNA binding; translation initiation factor activity. The record is from RefSeq and is a predicted model, not a curated record.